This is a messenger RNA of Patella vulgata (common limpet), 8995 nucleotides long. RefSeq lists its product as uncharacterized. Gene Ontology annotation, biological process: regulation of neurotransmitter secretion. The transcript has 29 exons. The record is from RefSeq and is a predicted model, not a curated record. Gene Ontology annotation, molecular function: lipid binding; calcium ion binding. NCBI's taxonomy places the organism in Eukaryota, Metazoa, Mollusca, Gastropoda, Patellidae. Gene Ontology annotation, cellular component: synaptic vesicle membrane. The coding region runs from base 117 to 3317 and encodes 1066 amino acids.
UUAGCAAGUCUGUCCAUAUUUUGCAAUGUGUGAAUGUGUGUACUGAACAUCUAAGUCAAAUGAUAAAGUAAGGCAAUAACAGGUUAAUCUUUCAGUUUUGCAUUUCGGAAUUAAUCAUGGCUACUAAAUCAAUAUCUAACGGUGACAUUAGCAGCAGAGAUGCUACUUCAAGAACACAGGCUAAGAAAGAAGUAACGAAUUUGAUGGGAUUAUAUCUGUUGGUUGUUGGAGCAGUGGCUAGUGCAUGGGCUUUCGGAUACUUUGAAUUUUCGUUUUUAUGGGUGUUUUUAUUAUCAGCUUGUCUAUUUCUUGUAUGGAAAACUAAAAUUGGAACUAUUAUUAGGCGACACUUGGACUAUGAGGAGGAUAACUUGCAUAGAAAGCGAGCACUUCGACAAAGCGAAAGUGUUGAGUGGUUAAAUUUCUUAUUGAAUAGAUGGUGGGUGUUCAGUACAUAUUCUAUAGAAGAUUUAGUUAAAAAACGACUAGAUGAGAGAUUAAUAGGAAUAACACCAUCUUUUAUAGAAAAAUUAGAAUUAAAGACAUUUACAGUUGGUGAUCAGACACCAAAUAUUAAACAUGUUCGCGUUUUUGAAUUUUGUGAAGGGGUCCCCGGAGGUCAUAGUAACGUCACAUGGGUCAACGUCAACCAGCCGCCUGCUGGAAUGGACAAGAUGUCCUCCUAUAAAAUUGUGCUGGAGACAGACUUGACGUUACACUGUGAAGAUUUUAAGAUGGUUUUCCGAGCUAAAGUCGGAAAUAAAAAAGUGAGUUUAGGUUUCGAUAUGUCAAUUGAUGAUUUGAAUAUUACUGGUACGAUGCAAGCUAUCGUUCAUCUUAGUAUGGAUAUACCAUUUCCUCACGUCUCUAAGGCUACAAUUUCAUUUGUUGAGAAACCUGACGUGACCUUCAAUAUACACAUGUUAAGAGCUAUACAGUUGAUGGAAGUACCAUUAUUAAAAAGCUGGAUUUAUAAUAACGUUAUGGAGGGACUUACAAAGGCUAUGGUGGACCCCGCCUCUGUAGACCUUCAUUUCGCUAAAGCCGGACCAAUCCAAGUUAAUAGAUCAUCUAUUAAGGAGAAAAAAGCCCAUGGAGUAUUAACAAUAAAAAUAAAGGGAACACCUCAUGAUGAAGCUAUUGCUGAAGAUAUACGAUAUUGUGUUUUACGUAUUGGUGAUAGAAAACGUGAAACAAGAGAUGUUCCUGCCAUCAACGAAUGGGAGGACGUCUGCUCAUUCUUUAUCUAUGAUGUAGCAGAUGAGAAACUAGAAAUAAAACAGAAAUGUAAAAGAUUAUUAACGAGUACUGUGGUUGAAUCUCAUACGAUUAAAUUAUCAGCACAUCCAUUUCGAGUACAGAGCAAAGCUGAAGAUACAUUUACAAAUAGUGAUGGUUCCAAGUUGAAACUAGAUUUAGAAUAUACAGCUUUACCUAAGAUUGAUCUGGAAACAGAACCAGCAAAUCAACAAAUUACAAACAGUUCUGGUGUGAUGUAUGUUAAAAUACAUGGUGCUGCUAAUGUCAUCGCUGCUGAUAGAACAGGGGCCUCAGAUCCUUAUUGUGUGCUCUUCUCAGAUAGACGCAGGAUAUUUACAACACCUUACAUACCUGAGACAAGAAAUCCACGAUGGGAAACAGGUGUUGAAUUCUUUGUUAGUAAUGUUGCCAAGACCAAUUUAUCGUUCUUUGUAUUUGAUUGGGACGGUACGAAUACUAUUGAUGAUGAUUUCCUUGGAUCAGCUCACUUCUCGUUAUCAGAGGAUGAGAGUUGGGUUAUAAAGAAGAAUCUAACAUUAGGAUAUAAUGAUCCGAAGAAGGGUUACGUACAGGAUAGAUCAUGUGGGGAGAUAACUAUAUCUGUUAUAUUUAGACCAGUUCCUUCUGUUGGUAGAUCAGAAAAAUAUCGAGCCUUCUUAGACAGUAUUAGUAGUAAUAACAACGAUUAUUUAUAUCGCGAAGAUCUCAUGUCACCUGCUACGUCAAGUGCCGUGUAUGGAAAACCUCAGUCAUUCCCUGGGAGUGAGGGACCAUUGAAAGCACCAAGUCAUGCCCGUUAUAUGGACACCUACCUUGAAGGAAAGACAAUUGUAGAGUUAACUAUUCUUCAAGGAAAAGAUUUAGUGUCAAUGGAUAGAAAUGGAUUCAGUGAUCCAUUUUGUGUUGUUUUGUUGGACAAGAAGAAAGUUUUUACAACUGGUGUCAAGAAGAAGACAUUAUUUCCUAAAUGGAAUGAAACAGUCACUUUAGAAUAUCCAACAGAAAAUUCGGAAAUGGAAAUUGAUGUAUAUGACAAGGAUAUACUGGGUAAAGAUUUUAUGGGGAAAUUAUUUGUAGAACUCGACAAGUUGAAGGAACUUUCACUGAAGGGAACAUCAGAGUGGUUUUCAUUGGAUCGAGCUAAAUCUGGUAAAAUACAGUUACGAUGUUCGGUGAUAUCUAAAGAUAUGGUAAAUAAAGACAUAUCAUUUGAUGUUACAUCAAAUAGUGAGGUAUUUGAUUCAUCAAUGGAACAAACUCCUCAAAAACAGUCUCAGAUACCAACCAUGUCAACAGAUAAUGGCCACAUGAUUAAUGCCCAAAAUGAUUCGGACGCCCCGCAGUUAAAUCGUAAACAGUCUGCUACACUAGACGUCGGCCCGAAUGUACAGUUACGUCGAUCUGGAUCAGAUAUAAACGUGAAUAACAAUACUUCCCGAUCACGACCAACACAGAGUUUCAAUGAACAUGAUACACAGAGUAUGGGAAGACGAGGAUUCACUGGUGGAAUGCGAUCAGCUGGCUCCGUUAAUUCUAUUGCAUUUGGUGGAAGGGGAGAUAAUCUAUCAGUUGAAAAAUCAAAGUUGAAUGAUGGUAGCUCUAUAGCAGGUGAUAAAGUAUACAGUGUCAAAGGUCAAGUUCUACAGGCUAAAGGUUUAGUUAGAAUGACCAGUGAAAUUUAUUGUAAAGUAAGAGUGGAUCAGCCAGGAAAUAGAAUCUCAUUAUUUUCAAGUACUCGUGUAAUAGCUAAAUCUCCGAUGGUGAAAUCAUCAUACCCAACAUUUAAUCUCCCGUUUGAGAUUGAUAGAGGUCAUGGAAUAUCAUCAGAUGCCACGAUAAUAUUUGAUAUCAAGAGAUCCAGUAAAGAACAUCUAGCAACUAGAGCAUUCACUUUACGACAUUUACUAGCAGAGGCUGAUGAUGAAGGAACAGUGAGAACAACUUUACUUCUCCAGAAUAACAUAGAAAUAGAUAUAGUUAUAUCACAUGGAAAACCCAGUCCACAUCGUAAACGACUUAUUAAUAAUUUAUCUUUCCGUAAAGACAAACAUCUCUAGUGGCUUCAGUAUUAAAUAUAGUAAAACAUGAAAUUAAUGCCCUUUAAAAUUAAUGCCCUUUAAAAUUAAUGCCCUUUAAAAUUAAUACGUGCCAAAAAGGGCUGAUAAUAAACGUGUCUUGAAAUUGAUGUGACUCGUCAGGUCUAGUUCUUUCAUAAAUACCAUUAUCAACAGAUUAAUUUAUUACAAUUAUUUUUUACAACGUAUAAGUCGAUUUUUUUUUUAGGCGGAAGUCAUGACUUCAUCUGAUACUAUAUAUUGACGUAUAUAUACCUCAUAGAAUAUAGUGUAUAAUUUAUUUUAAACAGUGUUAUAUUUGACUAUAUUGAUAAGUUAGUGGCUUAUUAAUAAUGGCGAGGUCACACUAGAAGGCAUUAAUUUCUUGUUUUACCUAGUGUAUUCGGGCCUUAUAUAUAUGUUAAUAAAGAUAAUUAUACAGCAAUAUACAUGUAUAUACGAAACAGGCUGCUUUUAUUAUACAGCAAUAUACAUGUAUAUACAAAACAGAUAAUUAUACAGCAAUAUACAUGUAUAUACAGCAAUAUACAUGUAUAUACGAAACAGGCUGCUUUUAUUAAACAUGAUAUACAUCUUAACAACAACUAAAAAAAGAUGUUUUAUAUUUUUGUAUUUAAGUAUCUUUUUUAAGAAAUCUUCAUUAUCACUGUCACUGUCAGUUGUAAUACUUUUCAUUAUCUUUUUCAAUUGUAAUGGUUUUCAUUAUCACUUUCAAUUGUAAUGGAUUUAUUUUAUAUUUUUUGUAAAAUUGUAAUUAUCCCUUUAAAUUGUAGUGAUUUUCAUUAUCUGUUUCAAUUGAAAUGCAUUCUGUUAUGUUUCAAUUGUAAUUUGUCUGUUAUCCCUUUCAAUUGUAAUGGAUUUCGUUAUGUUUUUCAAUUGUAAUGGAUUUCGUUAUGUUUUUCAAUUGUAAUGGAUUCCAUUAUGUUUUUCAAUUGUAAUGGAUUUUGUUAUGUUUUUCAAUUGUAAUGCUUUCUGUUGUAGUCUUAUCUUUUUGAACUCUAAUUCAUGGUUUCUGAUUUUCCAAUUUAUUUAUAAGGUUUAGUGCUAUAAAUUAUUUAUUAUGGAAUUAUCUGUUUGGUUGUUGAUUUUAUUGUGAAUUCUAGUUUUUCUGAUUAAAUAUAUCCACUGUACACAUAUAAAUAGGUUUUUUUUGUGUGUUGUGAUUUCAAAUUUAUGUUAAUGACUACGUAAUAGUUAAAAUUAUAUCGACAACCUCAACGUCGUGUCGUUAUUAUUUUUUAACAAAAACAAAAAAACAUGUCCAUUACCUCCAAGUAGUAGUGAAGACCAAUGUUUCCUUGUGUGUGCACAUAGCUUAAACCACAAAAUUUACCUCAAAAUAUUAUUUUUUUAACAACAAAAAAGUUAAAAUAAUUUGUGUUCAAGACCAUAAAGUAGUUUUAAAAAUUGAUUCAGGGACCAAAUGUGACAAAGAAGAAAGUUUUUUUCUCUAACCCUACUUUUUUCUUCCAAGUUUUAGGCAAAUAUCUAUAUUUUAAAAAAUGAUAUUUUUUUUAUCUCAGUAAAAUAAAUUUUGAAUAAGUUUCUUUACUUUGAAAUGUGUCGAAUAAAUGAUCUAAGUACAUUAUGAUACACAGAGAUUUAUGUUAAUUAGAGACUCAAACAAAACAGAUCGUUGAUAAUCAAUUGACUGAAGCUGCCUCAAAUAGUGAGCUUCACAGGGCUCUGGUUUCAGUCAUAUUUGCCUGUUUUGACUGACUGUAAAAUUGACUGAAGAACUUUACAUGCCAUAAAGUUGCAAACUUUGAAAGAAUUUAAACGGAAUAAAAACAGUUAAAUUGUGUAGGUUUUUUUGUGUAUAAACACUUGAAAAUAUAUUAAAGAAUUAUGAUAAUGAUAAAAAUUAUUGGAAAAUGAUAAAAAUUCUUUGGAAAAAAAUAUCUUGCUAAUACAUUAAAAAAAAAUGUUCAGCAACAUUUGGUAUUUUCUCCAUUGAAAAGAAUUACCCUUCUGAUUUGUAAAAGAUGGAUCCUUUUUCCAAUCUGCUUGAUAUAAACGGGAUCUUUCAUGUGGUCCUGAAAUUAAUAUUUGUAAUAUGUCUGAAAUCAAUUGAUGUCUUAUGAUCAGAUCUUUGUGAUGAGUCUCUAAUUACCCCUUAUAUUACCUUUGUAUUUCAUUAACCCUUUAGUGCCAGCCUGACGCCUCAAACCUCUUUAAUCAUGUGAAUUAUUUAAGGACUCUAUACUAGUUCUGGGCCUCCUUGUCUUCGAUAUCACCCAAGGAGAAAGCAGACAUUCUGGACCUGAGUCAGUUCACUGUUGUCAAGGGAACAGUAGUUUCGAGUGGUUAUGAAAAUGAUCCACGAAACUCAGUGUAACAAAAAGAUCACUUUUUUCUCAUUUUUUCAGGGACUAGAGUAGUUCUAAAGGGUUAAUUAAGGUGAUAAUAAAAUGAAUUUUAAAGGGGAAAAUGAUUGGAAUAAUUUAGAAAUGUAAUACUGCCUUUACUGAUAAAUGUUUGUUUAUAUAUAUGUGUGUUUAACGUUUGCUGUAUAAUUCAUAUAAAUUUUAAUGAAAAUUUAUGUUGCUGCUGCUUAUAUUAUUUAUGUAAAAAUAUUUUAGAACAGAUGAUGAAAUAGAUUUUUGUGUGCUUUAUUGCCGCUCAAAUUCAUGAUGGUUGGUUUGACAAAUGAUUUUGUUAUCUAGAUUGAACUGGACAUGAAAUAAUCAAGGUUGGGCAAUCCAGGAGAAACAAAUUUUGCUUGUUAGGAUCUAGAAAUGUUCAAAUGUUGAUAAUGGAAAAAUACUGACAUACCAAAUAUAUUGCAAUAUAUCAGUAUUUUUACAUCCCUUCAACUAUCUGUAAAUUACACAUUAUAUUUUAUAUUUGAACCUAUUUGAGUUUAAUUCAUUCUAAGCUGUGUGGCUGAUUGUCUUUUCGUAUUUUCAUCAACAAACAUUGUGUACUGGCAAGUUGUGUUGAGAGUUGACGUCCUUGUAUCGUUGAUGUCACGUUGAUUGUAACGUGUGUAUUUAAAUCAUUAUUCUUAUCAUUCAACAGAGACCUUGUGACUGUUUUCAUUGAACUGUUUUAGAAACUGUCAAGGGCUCCUGUUUCACUUGUAUUUUACCAGUCUCGACUGACAGGCAGGGAAAUUGACCAGCUAAAGAACUAACCUAUCAGUCAAAUUACAAUUUUAAACAAUUUAAAUUAAAACACAAUAAACACAGGGUAAAUUUGAAAAAAAAAAAAUAGAUAUUUAGAUAACAUUUAAAAAAAUACCAAUAAAAUGGGAUAAUUGAAAUUGAAAAAUAUUUCUUUCUGAUCGUAAACAAAAUAUAUCAAAAGUUGUCCAACUGGUAAAAUUUUGAACUGAAAGCCCUUGACUUGACGCUACCUAAAUUCCUGUGUCGUAAAACAAGGACAGCUGAUUCCUGUGACUUGUGAAACUUAGUUCAUUGACUUUAGCUACAUUAAUGUUUUAUAAACUAUGGACAACUUUCAAAAAAGUUUUUAUUUAUUUUCAAACAAGUUCACCAAAAAAUUAUGCACAACUUUCAAACUCAUUAUAAAUUAUUUUAUAAACGAAUUCACCUAGAAAAUUAGGCACUUUAUUAUUUAUUCACCAAGAAAGUAAGUACAACUGUCAAUAAGUACGUUAUUAUUUAUUCUACCGACAUGUUGACCACCAAGAAAGUUUGUACAACUAUCAACAAGCACGUUAUUAUUUGUCUGUCUUGCCACCAGCAUGAAUUGUUUAUAGUUAGUUUUGUACAUAUUUUGUUUUUAAUUAUAUAAUAUAUUAUAUACACCUGUAGAUUAAUUGUAGAUAAUUAGAUUAGUUUAAUAUAUGUAAGUUAGAUAGAAGGGAGUUAUAUGGAAACUUUGUCAUCAUAUAGUUCAAGUUUAUUUCAAUAAUUCAAUUGCAUGUAGCGGUCUUUAGCAGUGCAAGGAAACUGGAGGUUGGACGGGCGACCCUACUCCUUGUCGCGUACUGGUGUGGGGUCGAACUCAUGCCGCUUGACUUAAUAGACGACCAUAUGAUAUAUAUAUAACUUUAGACCAUUUAACUCCCUUGUUAGGUAAAAUGUGAGUUUCAAUGUUUAAUCGUAUCCUGAUCACUUUCUAAGGUUGUCUCUUGAUUUUAUGUAUUGGUCGAAAACUAUUAAUAACAUGAUUUGAAUUUACAAUACUUUGAUUAAUUUGCUGCUUAAUGAUAAAUUUCAAAUAUCAUACAAUAAAAGGCAGCUUAAUUCAUAUACGGCUUUGUAAAAUAAACUAUAUAUACAGUCAGUUGUUAUAACAUAUCAUCAUGUCUAUUAGCUUGAUAAUCUUCUCACCAAAGAAAUUACAGGGUUUAGAGAACACCUGGCUCCCGAGUUCACAAAAUUUGGUCGCCGUAUUUUAACUAAAAUAUAUCCCUUUAUAAAACUUUUGUUGUUUUAAUGUAUCAAAUACAUCAAUAAGAAGUUAUGAGCAAAGUUAUGUGUUUCUGAAUCAAAGAUAUUUCUCAUAGACAGUGAUUGAAAGUUGAGUAAAUUAUUAAGUCUGAGAAUGGUUUGUGAACUCGAGGCCUGGAAAACAAGGCUCAUGUUACAGUCGUAUUCUACAAGUCUUGACUGAUUGGCGAAACUACUAACAAUACAUGUAUAUAUGAACAUUGGACUAAUAACCCUAACCCUGUCGUAUUCUACAAGUCUUGACUGACUAGCGAACCUACUGACAAUAUAUAUGAAUAUUGGAAUAAUACCUGAAACUGUCAGAUUCUUUUUUGAAAAAAUUAUCUCCAGUAACUAAAAUAAACCUCCAAAAUUGACCGACUGACAAAAGUUUGAAGUGAAACCCCUGCUUCACACCAAUCACACCGCAACCAUAGAUAAUCUUUGACGUGUUUCUUUAAAAAGAAAUCCUGCCAAUUGUAGAGUUAGUUAGUUAUUCAGCCAUUCUGUAUUUGCCUUGUUACAUCACAUUUUAUAGUUUAUUAUUAAAUAGAUCAGGGCAUUAUUCUAACCACAUUUUACUUUUUUUUUUUCAAAUUUAGAAAGUAGUCAGUGUUAUGAAGUGCUGUUAUUUUAUUUUUGUUAAGAGUUAGAAAAAUACAACAUGAAUUAAAAUACAGAAUAUGGAAACUUAAAAUACUUUUAAAAUUCUCAUGGUUGAUUGGCCGAGAACUAAAAGUAUAGCGCAAAUUUUAGUUGUUAAACCAUUUUUUGACUGAUAUUCCGUUUAGAGGUUCAACUUUUACAAUAUUGUAGUAGAGGGUUCAAAAUCCCUCAAAUGGCAUUCAGAGACUUUAACGAAGAGGUGCACUUUUAAGACCCAUUUUUUGAUUGAUAUCUCCUUUUAAAGAUUCAACUUGACAACCCCUCAAAUUACGAUUAGAGACAUUAUUAGAUAUUGUUAGAAUGUUAAUUCACCUAAAAUAAUGCUUUUUACAUUUUAUAAAUUAUAUUUACAAUACCAGACAUUUAACCACAUGGCAUAUCAUAUUUUGUGUAGUGUCUUCGUUGUUAUUUACAAUAUCAGACAUUAAACCACAUGGCAUUUCGUAUUCUGUGUAGUCUAUUCAUUGUUAUUUUAUAUAUUUAAAGAUUGCGGAUUUCUUUUUUCUCUUGUAAUUUUGGUUUUCUUUAUCUUGACAUCUCAUUUCUCAUUUUAUUGACCUUAAUUUACAAUCUGAAUAAAAUAAAAACAACUUA